Helianthus annuus (common sunflower) is the source of this 876-nucleotide messenger RNA. RefSeq names its product ubiquitin domain-containing protein DSK2b-like. Gene Ontology annotation, biological process: ubiquitin-dependent protein catabolic process. NCBI's taxonomy places the organism in Eukaryota, Viridiplantae, Streptophyta, Magnoliopsida, Asterales, Asteraceae. Gene Ontology annotation, molecular function: polyubiquitin modification-dependent protein binding. Gene Ontology annotation, cellular component: cytosol. The transcript is spliced from 3 exons. The record is from RefSeq and is a predicted model, not a curated record. The coding region runs from base 405 to 638 and encodes 77 amino acids.
AACGCGUGAUUUUGAAACAUUAAGUACAAAACUCAUCAACUUUAUUUUGUUAAGUUAUUAGUUGUGUGUAAGACUAGCCCAUUGAACUUGAAAUCCCUGUGAGCCCAUUUAAGAGUGGAAGACCACAAUAAAACCAAGUCAAAAGCAAGAUUAAAGUUGCUAAAAUGUAGUUUUACGAGUUAACGCUAUCCGCGCGUUGCGACGGGAUAUUGAAAGACUAAGAUAAAAUUGAUUUUAAAAUUUUUUUGUCUUCAAAUAGAACUGCUGAGUUUUGGCUUCCGUUAACUAAUUUUUUUAUGAGUAUCAAACUUUUUUGUCUGUCCCUUUACCUUUAAUAUCUAUUACGUCUUAGACCUCUCUUUAUCUCUCUAACAUGUUGAUCACAUGAAAGAUCGAUACAUGUAAUGGUUUUUACUGUGAAAAAUUCACUCCAAACAAGCCAUACAAACCUAAAACGUUUACAGAGCUUUGGACUGGCUGGUAAGUCAUUGCCACCGGAACAACUUUAUGCGACUCAACUGUCACAGCUUCAAGAAAUGGGCUUCUUUGAUACCCAAGAAAACAUCAGGGCAUUGCGUGCUACUGCAGGUAAUGUUCAUGCUGCUGUUGAGAGGCUUUUGGGAAACUUUGGCCCGUGACGACGUGGAGUUGUUUUCUUCUAUUUAAAGACAGCUAAAAUGAGUCCGUUUUUUACAGUAUUCUUUUUUAGACAUUGGGAGGCAUGUGGAUUUUCGUUUGAGCUCGUGUGUGUGUACACAACUUAUUUUGUAUAUUUUUUCUUAUUGAAUUAUGUUCUCGACCCCUAUUGUCGAGUCCGCUGCAACGCGCGGGUUCCCCACUAGUAAUAUCUAAUAUCUUAGCAUAUGAUUUAAAUAA